Molecule: messenger RNA, 2770 nt
Organism: Patiria miniata (bat star)
Lineage: Eukaryota; Metazoa; Echinodermata; Asteroidea; Valvatida; Asterinidae
Exons: 6
Coding region: 728-1966 (412 amino acids)
Source: RefSeq, a predicted model, not a curated record
UAUAGAUGGCGGAGUGACGUCAUGCGAUGAAAACAUCUAUUCAUUUGCACACCGGCAGAUUUCAUUAGUUGCUAUGUAUUACCAUUCAGCACUCCAGACUCAAGAACCAUUGAGUUUCAAGAAAAUAGGGCUAUGUAAACGAAUUCCCCGAUGUCCACGCCCACCUACCGAUACGUUUAUUAAAGUUGAAUUGUAGGCCUACAUCCGUUAUGUAGAGAAGCAUUUGAAAGGCCUUAUCAUUAUUUGAUAGUGAUACUGGUAGUGUAUUGUUUGAAACCGUUUUGUGAAUUGGAUAGCCCAUAGCCGCCAUUUUCGGGCGCGAGCUAUACACAUGUAUUGGGCAGUUGGCCACCCGCAGCCACCAUUUUGGAUGGUCCUAUCAGAACGUACACGUAUAAAGUACGCUGGCUUCAGUUGCUAACCUUUUAAUCCAUAUUUCAACGAAGGUGGCGCCACGUCCACCCCGUGAUAAAUGAAGGUUGUCAAUCGUACCUAAUUAACGCUCGCGUUUACUAAUAACCGUGGUCACACCGUAUUAAACGUUAAAAUAGUGCAGCAAACGAAAGAUGCCGCCUUUCAUCAGUCGGCAAGGUAGUGAAGACGUACCACACAACUAGCAACGUACAAAAAACUGCCACAGGCUAGCCGCUGGGCGCUGUGUGAAUGAACAGAUUUCGUCCUGUGCUUCGUUGCAUCUCGCGUUUUCUUGAAAUUGGCGUUGCCUGCCAUGGAGGGUUUGGGGUUGUUAAUUCUCACGGUGCUAAUCACUGCACGACAAGCAUGCGUUGCGGCGGGUGGGACCCUCUACGUCGCCCGGGAGAACCAGGCGUUGGUCGGGCACACGUUCCUCAGCCUACACGCUACGUCCCUGGUCCAGUGCAUGGUGCUCUGUCACCGCCACCGUCGCUGCUUGUCGUUCAAUCACUGCGACACCGAUGGCACGUGCCAAAUGAACGACGCAAGGGCCGAGGAAAACCCUGAAAGUUUGCAGCAAAAAUCAGGCUUCUUGUACUUCGGCGGCUUGGAAAGUGACACGGAAGGACCGAUGGAAACAACGACUGAAACAGUCCAAGUGAGUACAAAUUCCCAAGGACAAGGGGAUGAACUUGAUGAAAGUGCAGCAGCCAUGUCGACCGUUCUUGUCCUCGGAUCACAGCCCGAAGUUGUAGGAGUAUCGCAGCCUUCUCCUGAUUUUGAGGCUCCAACGGUCACGUGCCCCAAUGCCGUAUGGAGCUAUACCAAUGGAGGAGAAGCCCAAGCCAAGCCCGAUUGGGCGCCCCCAACGGCCGUAGACAACCUGGACGGGGAAAUACCCAGCUCCGAAAUCACGUGCGUGAACGAUCUGGGAUUAGUCGUUGGCCCUGGGGACGGGUUCUACAAGGGGGUCACGACCGUGUGGUGUGAAGCAUACGACAGUGUGCGCAACAUGGGGACGUGCCUUUUCAACGUUUCUAUCAUAGAUUGCGGUGGUUGCGCCCCACUUGGCAUGGAAGAUGGCACUAUACCAGACGAUCAAAUCGGCGCCAGCAGCGUCUUAAACUCCUCAGACGAUGCAAACUAUGGCCCUGGGCUAGCCCGUCUGAAUGGUGCAAAAUCCUGGUGUGCGCCGACGCCUCAGUUGGGUCCAUUGCAGUGGAUCAGUGUGUCUUUGUCGCGCCAAGCAGACGUGUAUGGCGUGAUUGUCCAGGGGCGCCCCUCCAGCGACAUGUUCGUGACCAAUUUUAUCGUGUAUUACCGAGAUGAUGCUUUGCAAGGAUGGAGCCACAUUAGAGAAGACACAGGAUCUCUAACAACGUUCGAUUCCUCUAAGUCCGGCGAAACAGCGGUCCACGUGCCGUUUCAAUCAGCGUCGCGGGACUACAUCCACCUCGGGCACCUUCGCAUCACGCCCAUAAAGUGGCAGACGGCGGUCUGCAUGCGCUUGGAAAUCAUCGGGAAAACUACGCCUUUUUCGGUAGACGGUUAACUGCUGCGUGGGGCAAAAGAGCCUGAAAGUUGACCCCCGGUGGCGCGCUUCCGGACCCCACGAAUAGGCAUAUCAGCGUGUAAAACUAAAAAGUCGGAGUUUUGAAAUUAUUUUAGGGACAUUGAUUUCUUAAGAAAAUCACCCUCAAAGGGCCUUUGUGAAAUUGUUACUAGCAUCUCAAUUUAUGGAAACAGAAAAAUCGCAUGACGUGAAAGAAGUAUCGUGCCAAACUUGGACCUCUCACUUCCAAAAAUCUAAAAUACAUGUGGACUAGUGGAACUCGGAGCACUCGUGCAAUGAUGAAACUUUAGAGCCUAUGAAAUAAUUUGGGGCAGUCGUUAUUUUGGGCAAACUCUUAAACUUCAAUAGGAGACUAAAAUGUCUUUUUGGGACACACAGUUUUUUUAAAUAAACUUGAAAGAGUUAUUCUCAUUUAAAUUUACAAACAAAUCGAAAAUGACCGUUGAUAAGAACUGUAAUAAAGUGUGAUUCAAACAUGGCCGACUAAAUCUAGAGUCCAGAUGUAUAGUAAUAUCAUUUUCGUUUUCGUGUAAGUAUAGUACGCGAUGUGAAUACAAACGUGAUCAAAUUAAUUAAGUACAGAAAUCCGAGGGUGAUGUUCUUGAGAAAUCAAUGUACCAACAAUAAUUUUUAAAAACCUCUGACUUUUGUAACAUAAAAGUCAGAGUUAUAUCACAAAAUAUUAAGUGCUAGUAUAAUUGUCCUGUUCGAGGGGUCCGGAAGCACGCCACCAGGAGUCUUUCAGACUCUAGUACUCUUGAUUCCUGGGCCAAGUUCGCGCAG